AUGCCGAUUCCAUCCCUGCCCCUCUUCGCUGCGGCGGAGCAACAUGCGCGCGAGAAUCCCGAGAAGAUCGCGGUCGUCGACACCACCAAACAACAGUCCUUUACAUUCGUUCAGUUAUUGGCUGAUGCUGCUGCAUUAAGGAAGCGCAUUCUUGAGGAAUUGGGGCUAAAGGAAGACCUGGGAGAACGGCGCAUUGCUUUCUUGGUUCCCAAUGGAUACGACUACGUCGCCACGCAAUGGGCCGUGUGGGCAGCAGGAGGUGUCUGUGUUCCACUUUGCACAAGUCACCCAGUGAAGGAACUGCUAUAUACCGUCGGUGAUUCGGACCCCUCGUUGAUUAUUGUACACCCAUAUUUCGAGAAGCUCGCGCCUGCACUGCGCGAAGGAUGUUCCACCGAUAUUUCCUUCAUGGGACUGGAGCCAUUCUCCAAGAACGAAGCGCCGACUCUGCCUUCUUUCGUCCCAUCGUUUGACCUCACCCGCCGCGCUCUGAUGAUCUACACCUCGGGAACGACAUCAAACCCAAAGGGCUGCGUGACAACGCACGAAACUAUCACUUUCCAAGCGAGCUGUCUGGUCAAGGCCUGGAAGUACAGCCCAUCAGACACUCUCAUCCACGUGCUGCCGCUCCACCACAUCCACGGUAUCAUCAAUGGACUGACCGCCAGUUUCCUAAGCGGUGCCACUGUGGAGAUGCAUGCGAAGUUUGACCCGAAGGUGAUCUGGGAGCGGUGGCAGGACCGCGGCUCCUCGACUUUGUUUAUGGCUGUGCCAACCAUCUACUCCCGCCUCAAUGACUACUUCGACGCUCAUAUUCGCGGCACGGACCAAGAAGCUUCCGCGCGAGCUGGAGCUCGUGCUCUGCGGUUGCUCGUCAGUGGAUCUGCGGCACUUCCUACUCCCAUCAAAAAUAAAUUUGCCGAGAUCACUGGUCAGGUUUUGUUGGAGCGGUAUGGAAUGACUGAGAUUGGCAUGGCCCUCAGCUGUGGCCUAGAGAUUGAGAAGCGAAUUGAUGGCAGUGUAGGAUGGCCGUUGCCUGGGGUACAGGUACGGCUGACCGAGAAAGAGACCGGUCAAAUCGUCGAUGGGGUGGACGAGGACGGCAUGAUUGAGAUCAAGGGCGGCAAUGUCUUCCGCGAGUACUGGCGCAAACCGGAGGCGACAGCCUCGGAGUUCACCGCGGAUGGAUGGUUCAAGACCGGCGAUGUCGCGAAGCGUGAUUCAAACGGUGCAUACUUCAUCCAAGGCCGUGCUUCGGUCGAUCUGAUCAAAUCGGGUGGAUACAAGAUCUCGGCGCUGGAAGUUGAGCGCAAGAUGCUGGCCUUGGACACGAUACAGGAAGUUGCCGUGGUAGGGCUGGCAGACGAGGAAUGGGGCCAGCGAGUUGCUGCAGUUGUCAAGUUCCGCGAAGGGACUACACCGCUAGAACUCCCUGCUCUGCGCGCCGAACUCAAAAACGAGAUGGCUCCUUAUAAGAUCCCCACCGUUUUGAAGGUCGUUGAAGGGAUUGAGCGCAAUGCUAUGGGCAAAAUUAACAAGAAGGUCAUUAUACAGAAGUACUGGCCAGACAAAGCAUGA
Messenger RNA from Penicillium bovifimosum, 1578 nucleotides. Its product is annotated as acyl-CoA synthetase. Lineage: Eukaryota; Fungi; Ascomycota; Eurotiomycetes; Eurotiales; Aspergillaceae. The transcript is spliced from 3 exons. Gene Ontology annotation, molecular function: medium-chain fatty acid-CoA ligase activity. Gene Ontology annotation, biological process: fatty acid metabolic process. The record is from RefSeq and is a predicted model, not a curated record. Bases 1 to 1578 code for a protein of 525 amino acids.